CUUGACGUGUCGGAGCCUCCAGGGUCCAGGUCCGGAUCUGGGAUGCUGAGGCCGAGCGCGGUGCGGCCCAUCGGGGCGGAGGCUCUGGUAGCACUGCUGGAGGGGGGGCUGGAUCGGGUGGUGUUGAUUGACAGCCGACCCUUCGUGGACUUCAACGUCUCUCACAUCCUGGAGGCGGUGAACGUGAACUGCUCCAAGCUGAUGAAGAGGAGGCUGCAGCAGGACAAGGUCCAGAUCGCCGAGCUGCUGCAGCACUCGGCCAAGAAGAAGUUGGAGCUGCAGGGCGAUCAGGAGGUCGUGGUGUACGACCAGAGUUCUUCCGACCCGACGUCUCUCGGCUCCGAGUCGUUCCUCAGCGUCCUGCUGGUCAAACUGGAGAGAAGCUUCCCGUCCGUCCACCUGCUCUCAGGGGGCUUCUCUGAGUUCUGUCAUCUGUUCCCUGGACUGUGUGAGGGGAAGUCGUCUCUGGUUCCCUCGUGCAUCUCGCAGCCGUGUCUCCCCGUCAACAACAUCGGUCCCACGCGCAUCCUGCCGCACCUGUACCUGGGCUGCCAGCGGGACGUCCUCAACCAGGAGCUGAUGCAGCAGAACCGGAUCGUCUACGUCCUGAACGCCAGUCACACUUGCCCCAAACCAGACUUCGUCCCUGACUCUCACUUCCUGCGGGUUCCGGUGAACGACUCGUUCUGUGAGAAGAUCCUGCCGUGGUUGGACCGAUCGGUGGAGUUCAUAGAAAAGGCCAAAGCAUCGGACGCCCGCGUCCUGGUUCACUGUCUCGCUGGAAUCUCUCGCUCAGCCACCAUCGCCAUUGCCUACAUCAUGAAGAGGAUGGACAUGCCGCUGGACGAGGCGUACAGGUUCGUGAAGGAGAAGCGUCCGACCAUCUCGCCCAACUUCAACUUCCUGGGUCAGCUGCUCGACUUUGAGAAGAAGAUCAAGAGUCCUCACGGAGCGGAGACCAAAGUCAAGUCCCUCCUUCAUCAGGAGCCCAGCGCCGAGGCCCCCCCUCCACCUGACGACCUGGAGUCCGCCCUCAGCCCCGAGGUCGCUGUGGCCCCCGGCCCGGCUCCGCUGGAGGCCCUCCCCCCGCCCUGUGCUUUAGCCGACGCCCCCGACAAGCGUCCGCUGGCUGAGGCUCUGGGCGGCCUGCAGCUCGCUGACGGCCCCGAGGACAACGCCCGGCUGAAACGCUCCUUCUCCCUGGACAUCAAGUCGUUUGGCGAGGUGGGCGGGGCUGCCGCUCACAGAGUGUUCGCUCCUCACGCCACAUCAGGAGACGCCACUGACUUCUACAAACCGCCCUCCUUCAAAGAGACGACUAGUAAACCGUGUCAGUUCUCCCCCGUGGAGGAGGUGUCGGAGCAGUCCACGCCAGAGCAGAGCCCCGACAAGGAGGAGGCAGCCGGAGCAGAGCGAAUGGAGCCGCCGGCCUCCAGCACCUUAACUGCUCCUGCUGCUCCUGCUGCUCCUGCUGCUCCUCCCGCUCCGAACUGUUCCCAGCAGCUGCACCGGAGCGGCAGCACGGAGAACUCCACCAGUUUCCUGUUCGGCCUCUCCCACAGUCUGCAGCACCUGGCCCAGCCGGGGUCCGGCGGCGCCCUGAAAGGCUGGCACUCCGACAUCCUGCUGGGCCCCGUCACCGUCUCCACCUCCUCCCUGACCGGCGGCUGGUACCUCUCCUCCGACUCCUCUCGUUUCUACUCCACCUCCAUCCUGAGCGGCGGUGGAGGCUUUGCGGCGUACAGCUGCAGUCACGGCCUGGAGGCGGUACGGCGCCGCAGUCGGCAGAGAAUGGGCGACCGCUGCGACUCGAGGCGGAGCUGGCACGAGGAGAGCAGCUUCGAGAAGCAGCUGAAGCGACGGAGCUGCCAGAUGGAGUUCGGAGACGGGAUGACGGACAGCAGGUCGCGGGAGGAGAUGGUGAAGGUCGGCAGUCAGUCGAGUUUCUCCGGCAGCAUGGAGGUCAUCGAGGUUUCCUGAGGCUGAUCCUCAGUCAGUUUGAAAGUCACGACGAGUCACACCGGCAGCAUCACCAGACGCCAUGACCACGUGAGCUGGUCAGAUCCACCUGAACACGAGAGCAGGUCGCCUGACGGAUAUCAAACGUUCAGCUCGUCUCUUCAUUUGACCGCGUGUCAGAGGAAGAGGAAGAUGAAGAGGAACCUUGUGAACUGGAGCUCACUGCCGACACCUCCUGACCAGCUGACUUGAUUCAGUUCUUCAGUGGGGUGGGGUCACAUGACAAACCGCUUCGAGAUGCUGCCGGUGUGAGGAACUCGAAGCCCUCGAGUCUGGUCUCAGGGAUUCAAACCUGCAACCUGGACUGUGAUUUUCAGCACGAUGAAGAGGCUGGGACUCGAACAGACGCCGGAGACAAAAGACUCGUUCAGUCAUCAUGAUUUAAAUUCUUGUAUAAAACAGUAAAAUAGUUUUGUGUCAAUCAUC
Messenger RNA from Platichthys flesus (European flounder), 2445 nucleotides. RefSeq names its product dual specificity phosphatase 16 (gene dusp16). The record is from RefSeq and is a predicted model, not a curated record. Lineage: Eukaryota; Metazoa; Chordata; Actinopteri; Pleuronectiformes; Pleuronectidae. Gene Ontology annotation, cellular component: nucleus; cytoplasm. Gene Ontology annotation, molecular function: protein tyrosine/threonine phosphatase activity; MAP kinase tyrosine/serine/threonine phosphatase activity. The transcript is spliced from 6 exons. Bases 43 to 1980 code for a protein of 645 amino acids. Gene Ontology annotation, biological process: negative regulation of MAPK cascade; protein dephosphorylation.